This is a messenger RNA of Nelumbo nucifera (sacred lotus), 2484 nucleotides long. RefSeq names its product protein EARLY FLOWERING 5-like. The record is from RefSeq and is a predicted model, not a curated record. NCBI's taxonomy places the organism in Eukaryota, Viridiplantae, Streptophyta, Magnoliopsida, Proteales, Nelumbonaceae. Gene Ontology annotation, biological process: RNA processing. Gene Ontology annotation, cellular component: spliceosomal complex.
CCAAGUGACAGCUCGAACCGCUGAGGGUGGAUCGUGAUUCCCCCCAAAGUGCAGAUAGCCCCGGAGUACCGGAGGUGGACUGCAGAUCAUUGAUCAUACAAUACAAAGUGCUGUAGCCUCGGUUCCGGAUCAAAACCGCCCUAAUUACGAAGCGAAACUCGUCUUCCUCAGGACUCGAAAAAAGCUUGCCUAACUGUCCUGUCACCCUCCAGGCUCCAGGCUCCAGGCUCCCGAGUCUAGACUCAUCAGGAGGGAGAAGCGAGCGAAUUGCCAGAAGAAAACGCACAGAAAAAGAAUAAUACAUCGCUUCAUCUUCGUUUUUGUUGUUUUCCUUGCGUUCUCCCGUCGAAUUUGAGAUCCGAAGGAACGAAGAUGAAGACCACCAAGGGAGGGAAGGUCAUGAACCCUACCGACGCCUAUCGGAAGGAGCUUCGCAAGAAGGAGUUGAAGAGGAACAAAAAAGAAAGAAGGAAAGUCAGAGAGGUUGGAAUCCUGAAGAAGGACCCUGAAACAAUCAGACAACAGAUUGAGAAGCUGGAGAUGAUGAAGGCAGAUGGUGCUCUUGACAAGGCAAGGAAGCACAAAAAAAGGCAACUUGAGGACACACUGAGCCUUGUUUUAAAGAAGAGGAAGGAAUAUGAAGAGAAAUUGAGAGAAAAGGGUGAGACACCAGUUAUGUUUAGCCACUUAGGUCCUCCUCAUAGACGGACAACUGCGGAAGAAGAAGAAAGAGUGAAACAUCCAAAACCAGAGGAUUCUGUCUAUUAUCAUCCAACACUAAACCCUACAGGGGCACCACCUCCUGGAAAGCCUCCCAUGUACAAGUCAUCUAUAGGGCCUAGGAUUCCCUUGCCAGCAGCUUCAUCAAGUAGUACAGCAUCAUCAUCGAAGCCAGAGACAGAGGAUGAUGCUUUAGUAGUACCUCCUCCACCCCCUCCACCCUUGCCAAAUGCUGAUGAAUUGGGUUCUAAAGAUGGUUCUGUUCUGCCUUCAUCUUUGCCUUUACCUCCUCCACCUCCAAUGCCACCAAAGCCUGCUGCAGUGGAUUUAGGUACUAACUUGCCCCCACCACCUCCUGGCCCCCCACCUAAAGAAAAAGUGGCAGUUCAAACUCAGCUUCCUCCUGCUCCACCAAUCCAACAACCUACUCAGUCACCUCCACCAGGCACCAGUGGAAGCAUGAGGGAAAAAGGUCAAACUGGAGCAUCAAAUGUCUCAGAUAUCAAGGAGUUGGAUAAGAUACGACCUGUGCUCCCCCCACCUCCGCCACCACCUGGUUUGCCGCCACAAUUGGGUAAUCACCAACCUAAAGGUGCAGUUUCUGAGCCUGAUGCCAGUAUUUCUAUGGGGAACAGUGAUGUCCCUAAGAUGAUUCCACCUCCACCACCCCCAAAGCCACAAGCUGCAGUGCCUAGACCUGUCUUGAUUCCUACUUUACAGCCUGAUGUAUUACCCCCAGGUAUUUCACGAUUCCCACCACCUCCUCCACCUCCAGAUGUGCAGUCUUCACUAUCUGGCCUUGGUCUUCCUGGCAGGCCUGCCCCACCCGGAAUGGCCAUCCCACCAAUUCCAAGGCCGCCUUUUGGUCCACCACCUGGACCACCUCCAAUGAUGAGACCACCACUCCCACCUAGCUCUCUUCCUACCUUACAGGAAGAUGAUAAUGGUGCAACUAGACCUUCUGUACCUCAGAAGCCAUCUUAUGUCAAGUCAGCAGCAUCAACAGUUGUGAAGAGGCCACUAGCACAGCAUACCCCAGAACUUACAGCUAUGGUUCCUGCAUCUGUACGAGUGAAGAGAGAGACUGCUGUUCCAAAAGCAAAACCAAAGCCAUCAUUGUCAACAGGGGCAGCAGUUACCCAUGCAGCAGUAGUUCCUUCCAUUCCUCAGAAGUCAGAAUUGGUAAACAAUUUAUCGGCACCAAAGACACAGAGCAUUGACGACUCAUAUAUGGCAUUUUUGGAGGACAUGAAGGCUUUAGGUGCACUUGAUGGCUGAGCUAUACUUGUAGCUGGUGAGAAGUUGCAGGGAGCACUGAGUGAAGAAACAUGGAAUGAAAAAAGAAAUCGGGCGAGGGCUCUUGUAAUGAAUUGAGGGUCUUCGUUAGUUACUGCUUUAGUUAGCCUUGAUCGCCUUAUCUAAGUGUGCCUCCCUUGCGCCAUUGGGGCUGUUUUUUAUUGCUUCCCAAGGAUGGUGGCUGUUUCCAUGUAAUGAUUGACCAUAAAUUUUACCUGGGCCAACUUGGAAAAUGCAUUACUUGAGUUGAGACGAAGCUCAUACAUACAACUGCUACUUGUUUUCUCUUAUAUGUGAUUUUACACUCUUUUCCAGGUUUCAGGCGAGGAUAUUGAUGUAAAUUAAAUAAUGUCCAAUUAUUCUACUCUAGUGGCCUUUUUUUUUUAAGAAAAAGAGAAGCAACUUCAUUGAUGAUCAGAAUAUUUAAGCUGUAUAUGGUAGUUGGUAGUCCUGUUGCUUAUAUACUUA